CUCCGCUUCUCCCCCCUACAUACACACACACACGCACACCACGCUCGCGCCCUUCGCACAUCGCUCCCCGAGGAGUUUGGCGUUCUGCCGCUCACUUCCUCUUCUCGCCAGCUGCAGAGCAGAGCUACCACAGCUGCCGGAAGACAAUGGCCGCCGCAUCGCUGCUUGCCCGGACCUCGCGCUCAGUCGCAACACGAGGCGCCUGGACACAGCUGAAGACACAACAUGCUGCGACCAGCAGAAUACCCGCGCUCUCGGCCUUGGCCAGAUACUAUGCCUCCAAAUCCUACCCACCCCACACCGUCAUAUCCAUGCCUGCCCUCUCCCCCACGAUGACCGCCGGAAACAUUGGCACAUGGCAGAAGAAGCCCGGAGACACCCUCUCCCCCGGAGAUGUGUUGGUGGAGAUCGAGACAGACAAGGCACAGAUGGAUUUUGAGUUCCAAGAAGAGGGUGUGCUCGCAGCGAUUCUCAAAGACUCGGGCGAGAAGGAUAUUGCAGUGGGAAAUCCAAUUGCGGUCAUGAUUGAGGAGGGCGGAGAUAUCUCAGCAUUUGAGGGAUUCAGCAUUGAAGAUGCCGGUGGCGACAAGAGUGCGCCGGAGAGCAAGAAGGAGGGCGGACAGGAAACGGCAGAGGCAUCGGAGGCCCCGGGCAACCCAGGCUCUGGCACCGCACCCCCUGCACCAAAGGAGGAAGCACCAAAGGCUGUCGAGUCCGAGUCCACUGGCGAAAGACUGCAGCCUUCCAUCGAGCGAUCCACCAUCGGCCCGGCUCUUGCGAAGCUCGCGCUCGAGAAGGGAGUGUCUCUCAAGGGUAUCAAGGGCACCGGACCAGGUGGUCGCAUCACCAAGAAGGAUGUCGAAAGCGCGAAGCCAUCCAGCACGAGUGCCGCCCCAGCAGUCGCCGGUGUUGCUGCGGCCCCAAGCUACGAAGAUGUCGAGGCGUCGUCCAUGCGCAAGACGAUCGCCAAGCGCCUGACCGAUUCCAUGAACCAGAACCCUCACUACUUUGUCGCUUCUACCGUCUCCGUUUCGAAGCUCCUGAAGCUCCGCGCCGCAUUGAACACGUCCGGCGAGGGCAAGUACAAGCUCUCGGUAAACGACUUUCUCGUCAAGGCCCUCGCAUAUGCUGCCCGCAAGGUUCCCGCUGCCAACAGCUCAUGGCGUGAGGAGAAUGGCAAAGUCUUCAUCCGCCAACACAACACGGUCGAUGUCUCAGUCGCUGUCGCCACCCCUGUCGGACUCAUGACUCCCAUUGUCAAGAACGUCACUGGAUCUGGUCUCGAGGCUGUCUCAUCGCAAAUCAAGGAUCUUGGCAAGCGCGCCCGAGAUGGGAAGCUGAAGCCCGAAGAGUACCAGGGCGGCACCAUCACCAUUUCCAACAUGGGCAUGAACAAUGCGAUUGACCGAUUCACUGCUGUCAUCAACCCCCCUCAAGCAACGAUUCUGGCUGUCGGAGCAGUGAAGAAGGUUGCCGUGCCCAGUGAGGAUGGUGAGGGCGUCGAGUGGGACGAGCAAAUUGUACUGACGGGCUCGUUUGACCACAAGGUGGUGGACGGAGCCGUGGGAGGCGAAUUCAUGCGUGAGCUGAAGAAGGUCAUUGAGAACCCCUUGGAGCUUCUUCUAUAGAGCACGACGAUGAGGCGUGGGAUCAACACGAUAUUCGACAGGCGAUGGUGAGUCAAGAGGACAAAGUCCCGGCUGUGUAUCAAAGUAGCAGUCGAGGACGAAUUGCAUUUUCUUUUUUGCGCGGGACUUGCGUGUACAGUGAGCGAGUUGGGGGAGGAGGAGUACAGAUGGAUCUCUCAUCAGCGGUGCGAGGGAAAUAUCAAGUUUUCGGCUAGCGUGAUGCAUGUUAUUGCGUGUAUCGGGUACCCGUUUUGUGAGGAUGAUGUAUCAAAAGAGCACGAAAUGUCUCUUCUCUCUCUCAGUCUAUCUUUUUCUCUCUCCCUUUCUUUUGCAUGAUGUAAAUGAACAUAUACCAAGUUGUACCUUUCGCUGACCCAUGAAUGUACGAUUGUUGCUCCCGUCACUCCUUUCAUGACACGUUACUUAGUACUAUUCCUCUUUGCAGCAUUCACCGCAAAUUCUCGUAAAUUCUUCGGAGCAUCUCCUCUCGCCAUGUGCAUUUCCACAAACUGCAACCCCUUCCCCCUCCCAAAUCCCUCCUCAUCCCUCAACAACUCCUCCAACUCCCUCCUCCCUCUAACCUUCCAAGUCUUCACCCUCUUCUUCUUAUUUUCCCCCUCCUCCUCCACAGUCAACACCUCCGGAAUUUUACUAUACUGCCACCUCUGAAUAUCAUUAUAAUGCGCCUCAGGUCCAUGCACCCACCUCUCAAUCUCAUACCCAUCAUUCUCAAUGACAAACAUAAUAACAUCCAAUUCCAACCUCAUAAUCGUAGAAAGUUCUUGACAAGUCAGUUGAAAACUUCCAUCGCCUUCGAAACAUAUGACUCUUUUAUGUUGUUGAGGAGAGUCUGAAUUUUGAAGGUUGUGUUCGCGAGCGUACAAGGCUGCACCUUGAGCGGCUCCGACGCCGUAGCCGAUGCUGCUCCAGAGGAUUUGAUUGAUGAGGGUGACGUUGCGAGGGAGGAGGGUUUCCCAAAUUCCCAUGAAGGAGGUUCCGGUUUCGGUGAUCAGGAUGUCGUUUGAGCGGAGGAAGGUGGAGAGGCGGGGCCAGAGGUAUUCGUGGGUGAUGAGGUCUUGUUCUUCUUCUGUUGGAGGGGUUGAUGAGGAGGAGGAGGAGGCGAUCAGAUCAUUUGACGUCGUGUCUUCUGCUGCUGUUGCAGCACCGAUUUUCUUCGGAAUUUCCAAAGCGCAACAAGACAAUUUUUCCACCUCCAACGCCUGCUCCAAUUUCGGAACAAAAGAUUUAAAAUAUACUUUUUCGAAUUUCGCAUAUCCCACCGCGACACAAUCGUAUUCGAUAUCGAUCGUAUUCAAUUUACUGAAUUGAUACGUAAAACCCGCCGUGUUGAGAUCCGAUUGGAUGGUGCCAAUGGUAAUCACCAAAUCGCUACUUUCCAACGCAGCAGCGACUUCCGGAUGUGAUGCAGCUCCUGCGUAGAGGCCGACAAAGUUGGGGAGAUCUUCGUCGACGGUCCCUUUGCCCAUGGGCGCGACGAAGACGGGGAGAGGGGCUUUGCGGAUGAGGGCGCUGACGGCGGGGAGGAUCCUCCUCCUCUGCGCCGCCCCAUCAACCAAAAACACCGGUCGUCUCGCCUUAUAAAUCUUCUCCAACACAAUCUGCAACGCCAAUUCCUCCGCUUCGGAAUUACUCGCGCGCGGUCUCGUAUCAAUCGGGAUUUCCAACAAACUCGCAUCCACGGCCUGAUCGACCAUAUCCGUCGGUAAUUGAAUAUACACGGGUUGAGAAUCUUUGUAACAAAUGGCGAGCACACGAUCGAUUUCUGCAGGAGCAGUAAUCGGAUCGAGGAGAUUGGUUUGCGCAAUUGUGAUUUCUUGAUGGAUUCGGGCGAAGACGCGGAAAUCGCCGUUUCCGAGAGUAUGAUGCAACAACAUCCCCUCCCUCUGACUCUUCCUCCCAGGCGUGCCAACAAUAUGCACAACAGGAACCCGUUCCGCAUACGAUCCAGCAACAGCAUUCACAGCCGAAAGUUCACCGACUCCAAAUGUCGUACACAGAGCUCCGAGGCCAUUGAGUCGGGCAUAUGCAUCGGCUGCAUAGCCCGCGUUUAAUUCAUUGCAAUUCCCGACCCAUUGCACGCCGCUGCUGUGCACGAAAUCUAACAUGCGCAAGGAGAAAUCUCCGGGGAGGCCGUGGCAGGAGAGGCAGCCGAGUUGGCGGAGGCGGGUGAAGAGGUAUUCGGCGAUGUUGACGGUGCGAGGGGGGGUGGUUAGGGAGUGAGGCAUUUUUUUGGGUGAGGAGUGAUGGUGAUGAUGGGAGGAGGAGGAGGAAAUGGAGGAAAUGGAGG
Messenger RNA from Sphaerulina musiva SO2202, 3936 nucleotides. RefSeq names its product pyruvate dehydrogenase complex. Lineage: Eukaryota; Fungi; Ascomycota; Dothideomycetes; Mycosphaerellales; Mycosphaerellaceae. The coding region runs from base 147 to 1628 and encodes 493 amino acids. The record is from RefSeq and is a predicted model, not a curated record. Gene Ontology annotation, biological process: pyruvate decarboxylation to acetyl-CoA. Gene Ontology annotation, cellular component: pyruvate dehydrogenase complex. Gene Ontology annotation, molecular function: dihydrolipoyllysine-residue acetyltransferase activity. The transcript has 7 exons.